AUGAGUUCUCAGUUCUCCGCCUUUGGUAUAACUACUCGUACACCCAAUUCUAAUACUUCUGGUCAGAACACAGAAAAUAAUAAUCAUCACAAUAAUAUAGGUUUACAUAAUCAUAUAAUGAAUCCAUUUAGAUCAAACAAUUCUACUACUACUCCUACUACUACUACCACUACCACCACCACCACUACUACUAUGAAUAAUAAUAAUAGUAACAACAACAACAAUAGCAAUAGUAAUAGCAACAGCAACAGCAAUAAUUUUAAUAUUAAUAAUAAUGUUCGAUUACCUAUUUCUUUAUCUUUAAAUAAUAAUAAUAAUAAUAAUAAUAACAUGCAUCAAUCUUCACAAAAUAAUUUGAUAGAAUCAUUGGGUCCCUUUUAUCAUAGUAAUAAUAACAGUAACAGUAACAGUAACAAUCUAAAUAAUAAUAAUUUAUCCACUGCUAAUAAUACUAUAUUGAAAAAUCUACGUCACUACAUUUAUGGUGCAGAUAACAACAACAAUUCUUUAUCCUCAUCAACAACGUCUUCAACUUCUUCUCCCUCUAAUAAUAAUAACAAUACUUUAAACCUAGACAAUAACCUAUCGUUGGAUUUACCUGAUAGUGUACAUUUACCAUCUCCUUUACCUCGGGAAGAAUUGAAUAAAAGAAAAAACAAAUAUGGUCUUUUCAGCAUCAGAUUGACUCCAUACAUAGAUAAUACCCAUAAUCAUAACAACAGCAACAACAACCUUAAUGAUAACAACCCAUCCAUGAAUAGCGGCAACGGCCUGUUCUUUGAACCAAUCAUUAGAACCGCCGGGCCGGGUUCACAAUUAGUUAUUGGCCGCUACACAGAAAGAGUGCGGAAGGCCAUCUCUAAAUUACCAGAGCAAUACCACCCCGUCGUUUUCAAAUCUAAAGUCAUCUCUCGCGCGCAUGGGUGUUUUAAAGUAGAUUCACAGGGUAACUGGUUUAUAAAAGAUGUCAAAUCCUCCAGUGGAACCUUCUUGAACCAUCAAAGAUUAUCCCCUGCAUCAACUUUAUCAAAGGACUAUCUUUUACAUGAUGGUGAUAUCUUGCAACUAGGUAUGGAUUUCCGUGGUGGGAUAGAGGAGAUUUAUAAGUGUGUCAAAAUGAAAGUGGAACUAAACAGAUCUUGGAAACGUAAAGCCAAUAAAUUCGAUAAAGAGGCUUUGCAACGAAUAAGAAAUUUACAAAAGUUGAUUAACGAUGGUGUGGAAGAGGAAGACUGCUCUAUUUGCCUUUCCAAGAUUAAACCUUGCCAGGCCAUCUUUAUCUCUCCAUGUUCACACAGUUGGCACUUCCAUUGUAUUAGGAGAUUGAUUAUGAUCUCUUAUCCGCAAUUCGUUUGUCCUAAUUGCAGAUCCACAUGUGAUCUAGAAGCUAAUUUAAGUGAAAGCGAAGAUGAUAUGGAUGAUUACGUAGAAGGGGAAGAAGCAAAUGAAUCACAACAGCAAGAACAAAAUGAAAAUGGAAAUAAUCCCAUCACACCAAACAAUCCCAUAACUAAUAACACCGCCCUCACCACCACUAGCAAUACCACUACUACCACCACUAAUAACAAUAACAAUAACAAUAAUAAAUCAAAUACUGUUGUAGCACAACCAUUCUCCAACAAUGAAGAAAUCUCAAGUAUGUAUGAUAUUAACAUGUCAUAA
Messenger RNA from Arxiozyma heterogenica, 1662 nucleotides. RefSeq names its product ubiquitin-conjugating protein DMA1 (gene DMA1). The record is from RefSeq and is a predicted model, not a curated record. Gene Ontology annotation, molecular function: protein binding; ubiquitin protein ligase activity. Bases 1 to 1662 code for a protein of 553 amino acids. NCBI's taxonomy places the organism in Eukaryota, Fungi, Ascomycota, Saccharomycetes, Saccharomycetales, Saccharomycetaceae. Gene Ontology annotation, cellular component: ubiquitin ligase complex; cytosol; cell division site. The transcript has a single exon. Gene Ontology annotation, biological process: protein K48-linked ubiquitination; ubiquitin-dependent protein catabolic process.